Messenger RNA from Phalaenopsis equestris, 693 nucleotides. RefSeq names its product protein WUSCHEL-like. Lineage: Eukaryota; Viridiplantae; Streptophyta; Magnoliopsida; Asparagales; Orchidaceae. The record is from RefSeq and is a predicted model, not a curated record. Gene Ontology annotation, molecular function: DNA-binding transcription factor activity; DNA binding. Gene Ontology annotation, biological process: plant organ development. The coding region runs from base 1 to 693 and encodes 230 amino acids. The transcript has 3 exons.
AUGGAGCCAAACUGCCAUAGCCAGCCGCAGGAAGAGAAUGGCAACCCCGGCAAAAGCAGCAGCUUUCUCUGCAGACAGUCCAGCGCUCGCUGGAUUCCCACAGGAGACCAGAUAAGAAUUUUGAGAGAUCUUUACUACAACUAUGGCGUCCGAUCUCCCAGUGCCGAGCAAAUCCAACGAAUUUCUGCUAAGCUUCGACAGUAUGGGAAGAUCGAAGGAAAGAAUGUCUUCUACUGGUUUCAGAACCAUAAAGCUCGAGAGAGGCAGAAGAAGCGGCUGACUUCUGAUAUUGCCAGCUCUAACAAUUCCAAUGUUAUAAACAAGCUUGGUUUGGGUUCUAUGGGGCCUUAUGAUGCUGCGGACAAAAGCUUCAGAGGAUGCUGCUUCUCCGGUUCAGGAGAUGGGCCGGAAACGGGUCUAGGAUGGUUUGGUGUGGAAACAGCCUUACAAGUAAGUCCAUGGAAUUACCACUGUGCCAUUAACGGUCAAGAAACAGCCUCAGCUCGAACCCUAGAGACUCUUCCUCUGUUUCCCAUCCGAGGAGAAGAAGAAGCAAACGGUGAACAAGAAAUUCAAAAUUCUUUCUAUUGUGGCCAGAGCCAGGAAGAGAAUUUUAACGGCUACCCACGUGGCGGAGCUUCAUUGGAGCUCAGUCUCAACUCUUACUACUAUGAGUCUCCCAGCUAUAUGUGA